AUGUUGAACAAUAAGGGAAGAAGAUAUUGUAUGGGGGGUGGAUCCAAGCUGGGAACACUAAAGGAAUAUGGGUUAUUUGAGGAUUCUGACGUGAAUGUUCCUUUGGGCUCCAUAAGCAUGCUGGAUAACAAGAGAGGUGAAGAUGGUGUGAAAGAGGCGAGCAAGGAGGAGCUUCUAAGGGACGAUAUUGAGGGUUUGUUUAUUGAUGGAAGGCCCAGGUAUACAGAAGGCAAAGACGGAGAAAGGUUCAAUCCGUACGAAGACAAUUCAGGCACGGUAGUUUGUCUGAAGCAGGAUGAUUUUGUUGUUGUUAGCGGGGACACAAGGCAUUCAUCUGAAAUGGUUAUAAAUUCGCGAGAGAUGUCUAAAAUAUUCCGGAUUGGAAAUUUCUUUCUUACUGGAACGGGAUUCUAUGCAGACAGCCACGAGGUCUAUGUGAAAAUGGAAUACGAGAUACGGCAGUAUGAGGUAGACGGGCCCAUCAACAUCCACAGUGCUGCAAAUUUACUCUCCAAGAUUCUCUAUUCAAGAAGAUUCUUCCCAUAUUACUCGUACUGUACUCUGAGUGGGUUUGAUAAUGGAAAGCCUUAUAUCUAUGCAUAUGAUCCUGUGGGGUCUUUUGAGUCUGUGACAUGUGAGUGCAAUGGAAGUGGGAGAAGUAUGAUACAACCUCUGCUAGACUCUUUUAUUGACAAGAAGAACUGGCACAAUGCAGAGCAAACGCAAUUAAGCCAAGAGGAUUGUGUAAGACUUAUUGCCAAGGCAUUCGCUUCUGCAGCUGAAAGAGAUAUAAAGACAAAGGAUAACCUUGAGAUCUAUGUGCUAAGGGAGAACAAAGUGGUGCAUAAGGUUCUUCCUUUAAGGAGAGAUUAA
Messenger RNA from Encephalitozoon hellem ATCC 50504, 873 nucleotides. Its product is annotated as proteasome subunit beta type-1. Lineage: Eukaryota; Fungi; Microsporidia; Unikaryonidae. The coding region runs from base 1 to 873 and encodes 290 amino acids. The record is from RefSeq and is a predicted model, not a curated record. Gene Ontology annotation, cellular component: proteasome core complex. The transcript has a single exon.